Molecule: messenger RNA, 681 nt
Organism: Alternaria postmessia
Lineage: Eukaryota; Fungi; Ascomycota; Dothideomycetes; Pleosporales; Pleosporaceae
Gene: TIM23
Product: Mitochondrial import inner membrane translocase subunit tim23
Exons: 3
Coding region: 1-681 (226 amino acids)
Biological process (GO): protein import into mitochondrial matrix
Cellular component (GO): mitochondrial inner membrane; TIM23 mitochondrial import inner membrane translocase complex
Molecular function (GO): transmembrane protein transporter activity
Source: RefSeq, a predicted model, not a curated record
AUGGGCAUCUGGGACUCUCUCACCGGACGCAAGUCCAAGGACACGGCAUCCGCCUCGCCCCAAAAUUCCGACUUUGUGAAAGAAGACACUUUCCAGCCCACACCCUUCGAUCCCAACACGGCCAUCCAAAAUCCUUCAGAAUUUCUCCUCGACCCCUCGCAACUACAUCCUCUCGCAGGCCUCAACCAAGACACUCUCGACUACCUGUCACUAGAAGAUUCCGUCUUAUCCGACCUGCCUGGCGCACAAUCCGCUUUGCCUUCCCGCGGCUGGUCAGACGACUUAUGUUACGGCACAGGUGUAUCAUACCUCUCUGCGCUGACUAUUGGAGGAGCAUGGGGGCUUGCUGAAGGACUACAAAAGAACCCGCCUAGCAUGGCGCCACGGUUGCGAAUCAACGGUGUGCUCAACGCGAUAACACGACGAGGACCUUUCUUGGGAAACAGCGCGGGUGUGAUUGCCAUGGUGUACAAUGGCAUGAACAGCACUAUUGGGUACUACCGGGGCAAGCACGAUAUGAGCAACAGCGUGGUGGCGGGCGCUUUGAGCGGUGCGCUGUUCAAGAGCACAAGAGGGACAAGGCAGAUGGCUAUCAGCUCAGGAAUCUGCGCCUCUGUAGCAGGAGGAUGGGCGAUAACACGAAAAGUCUUCUUCGAACCUGACCUAAAAUCAGUCGAUUAA